Messenger RNA from Symbiodinium sp. CCMP2456, 180 nucleotides. Lineage: Eukaryota; Dinophyceae; Suessiales; Symbiodiniaceae. The record is from the annotation of a GenBank genome assembly.
AUGCUUGCAAAGCUCGUCACAGUGGUUAACAUGGUUUUUGGGGGCGUCUCUCCGGACAGCAAUCGGCUGCUGUUCAAUACUACGCGGGAUGCGUUCCUACAAGGUCACAUCGACAUUCUCCAGGGCAAGCCGUCGGUUGGAGGACUCCCGGCAAUCCCGCGCCUGGAUCAGAUUUGUGCA